Messenger RNA from Octopus sinensis (East Asian common octopus), 1304 nucleotides. RefSeq lists its product as uncharacterized. Bases 432 to 977 code for a protein of 181 amino acids. The transcript has 4 exons. NCBI's taxonomy places the organism in Eukaryota, Metazoa, Mollusca, Cephalopoda, Octopoda, Octopodidae. The record is from RefSeq and is a predicted model, not a curated record.
AAAGCACAUUAAACGAAAUCGUGUAUAAUUUGUAGUGGUCUUGUAACAAAGAUCGCCUUCGUUACAAGAUCACUACAAAUCACACGCGAUUUCGUUCUGAAAAAGUCACCACCCGUUAGAUUUCAGUUUUCUUUUUUCUUUUCAAUUCUAAUGUACUCAGCCUACGCAAACUCACCUACCUACCUACCUACCUAUAUUUCUCUCUAUCCGACUCCAUUGUCUUGGAAUCUCACCCCUCCCCCAAAACAAUGUUUUCUUAUGGAAAACCCCCCCACCCCAAAUCAAUGUUAUCUUUCUGGAAAAAACCCCGCCAAAUCAUCUGAGUUGAACUGAAAGUUAGUAUAAAGAAGACGCAUGCGCAAACGAGUGUUGAGUGGCGGGUUUUUGAACAAGUGUUGAGUUGCGUGUUUUUGGGUCUCCUAAAACUGAUCAUGAACAUUCUUCGGAACUGUUUGUUUUUAGUGUGUAUUUACAAGGGAGUUGCGAAAUCCUAUAAAAUCUUCCAAAAUGAACCAGUGGAAUUGGGACAAAGUGUACUUCUUAGCACUGAAGAAAUUCCUAAUCUAAGAACUCCCUUUCACUGGAGUUGUGCAAACCGAAGGUAUGAAUGUGACAAAACAUGCCUUGAUCACGAAGAUUUUAAAGUUACAAACGGUGGCAACAGUUCUACUUUCUGGAUACGGAGUGUCAGAAAAGAAUGUUUAAAAUGGAAAUUCAAUGUGGAACCUCAAAUACUAAUGCCGGAAACUCUAGGAACAAUUGAAAUACAGCUAAAGACUACUACUACUACUACUGCUGCUACUGAUACUACUACUACUACUGCUGCUACUACUACUUCAGGUACUGCUGCUGCUACUACUACUACUUAUUAUUGUUGUUAUUAUUAUUAUUAUUAUUAUUAUUAUUAUAUUAUUAUUAUUAUAACAAUCCUUUCUAUUAAAGGUGCACGGCCUGAAAUUUUGUUGAGAAGGGACUAGUUGUUUACAUCCACCCCCAAUGUUUCACUGGUACUUAAUUUAUUGAUCCCCGAAAGGAUGAAAGGCAAAGUUGACCUCGGUGGAAUUUGAACUCACAACAUAACGCAGACGAAAUACCGCUAAGCAUUUCGCCCGGCGUGCUAACGUUUCUGCCAGCUUUUCAUUUUAAUAAUAAUAAUAAUAAUUACAUUUAUUGUUGUUCUUUAUUGGCCAUGUUUACAAUAUAAAUUGACAACCCUUUGCUUUCACCAUGGCCCUUGAAUAUAUCGUCUUUGUCUCAAUUAAGAUAAUUGUUAUUACUUAACUGGGGUUUGGAACAUAAAUUAG